AUGUCCGUUGAUGGUGGCAAAUAUCAAAGUCGCAAUUGCUUUCAUACACUACCGGAUGUGCUGGGUCGCCUUCCGGCGUUGGUGACACUUCGACUUGAUCACAAUCCCCUCGGUCCGGAAUGCAGUCUCCAAGUGCUCACGGACGGCCCGGUUCAUCUCAAACUUGAACACUUGUCGCUUAGAAGUUGCCAGCUUGCACAGACACCUGAACCGAAACAGCUCACUCCGGACCAUAUGCCCAACUUGUCUUCAAUGGAUCUCUCCGAUAACGCCAUUGGCAGCAUUCCCGCUGAGUGGGGUCUUUGUACACAGCUACGGUUAGUCGCACUUCCUGACUCGUAG
This is a messenger RNA of Echinostoma caproni, 342 nucleotides long. Lineage: Eukaryota; Metazoa; Platyhelminthes; Trematoda; Plagiorchiida; Echinostomatidae. The record is from the annotation of a GenBank genome assembly.